Bemisia tabaci is the source of this 1203-nucleotide messenger RNA. The record is from RefSeq and is a predicted model, not a curated record. NCBI's taxonomy places the organism in Eukaryota, Metazoa, Arthropoda, Insecta, Hemiptera, Aleyrodidae.
AUCACCGCAGCAAUUACAACUUCUUGGGUUUUUAAGUACCUUGCGCUGUAUCCUGAUACUCAAGAGAGAGCUUAUCAAGAAAUCAAGGAAAAUUAAGUGGAUGGAGAAGUGAAGCUGAAUGAUGUCUCCAAACUUAUUUACAUAGGGAUGAUCAUCAAAGAGACCCUAAGACAUGUUGCAAUCCCUCUUACAAGCCGAAACCUCACGGAAGACGUCAAAGUUCGCGGCAAUAUGACUAUACCAGCAGGAACGAACGUUGUCAUGUGCUUUCAUGAGCUCCACCACGAUUCAAAGUACUGGCAGAGGCCCGGGGAGUUUUACCCAGAGCAUUUUUCACCCGCCAAUGAGAGACGCAGACCUAAAGGCGCAUUCAAUGCAUUUUUGAGUGGACCUAGAAUCUGUCCAGGAAACAAGUAUGCAAUGCGGGCAAUGGUAUUCCUGAUCGCAAGCACUUUGCUGAGGUACAAGUUCUCAAUUGACGAAAAGCCGCCAAAAGAUCUGAGAGAGAUGGAGUAUCGUUUCGUUUUCAUGCUUUAUCCUCUUUCUGGAUUCCGAGUAAAAAUACAGCAAAGGUGAUAAAUGUAUGCUUUCUUCCUCACAAAAUGAGCUUUAUUCAUAGACAUUAGGAAGGAACUUAAUUUGUUCUUUGCGCGAGUAAGCGUAGCAUGAUCAAACAUGACCUAUAAUAAUAAUCGAUCCAGUUCUCAAAAAUGAAUUGCGUUUAGUGAAGAAGAAGCAAGCCAAAUCAAGUAAGAGCCGAAAGAGACAAAGGUCCUAAGUUUCAUUCCCCUGUAAAACUUAUAAAUAUAAAUGAUUUGACUCCUCUUUCCCAAUUCAAUUCAAUAUUUCCUCAACUUCGAUUUUGUUCUUAAGAAAUUGUCCAGCUAGAUGAGCUUUCAAAAUUACUCUUAACUUUUUUUUUGCUUAUAUUCGAUUUGAUUCCGAUCUGUUUUUAGUCUGGUCCAAAUGCGAAUUUGAGUUUUCAAACGCGAGCAGCUUUUAUGACACGGACAUUUUUUUCUAAGUAAAAUCAUACACAGAUUCAUUUCAAGAUGCUAAACAGCUAACGGAAGUAAAAGUCAUUUCUAAAUUUUUUUACUGCUUAAGGUGGAUUACAUUUCUCAACAAAAAGUUUCUUUUGGCUCUUAACUCUUUACAAUAUCUAGCCUCUGACAAUUCACCAAUCUCAUACCAUAUCUUUGU